Messenger RNA from Ailuropoda melanoleuca (giant panda), 2612 nucleotides. RefSeq names its product CD244 molecule (gene CD244). The transcript has 6 exons. NCBI's taxonomy places the organism in Eukaryota, Metazoa, Chordata, Mammalia, Carnivora, Ursidae. Bases 1014 to 1460 code for a protein of 148 amino acids. The record is from RefSeq and is a predicted model, not a curated record.
AGAGAGCACAAGCAGGGGGCUUGUGCUGAGCAAGGAGCCCGAUGCGGGACUCGAUCCCAGGACCCCGGGAUCAUGACCUGAGCCGAAGUCAGACGCUUAACCGAUUGAGCCACCCAGCAUCCCAGUUUGCACUAAUUUUUAUCAGAUAAAUAGAGACUUAAUGUGUCAUCAGCAUGGGCAUUACAGGGAAAAACCUAUUUGCUGUCCCUGUCCUUAAGGACUUAUGGCCGAAGAGGAGCAAUGAAGUAGGCAUUCCUGGGCAAAAAAGAAACAAGCAAGCUGAAGCGAUUUGGAGUGACAAGGACACUGGCUUUUGGGUCAUGUCAACCAUGGUUUCAUUAUUCACUAGCUCUGUGAUCUCAGGCAGAUUCCUUACCCUCUCGGAGCCUCAGUUUUUUUCUUGGGUAAAAUGGAGAUGAUGACAGUUUCCUCCCAGGACGGCUGGAAGGAUUAGAUGAGGUUUUGUUUGUGAAGUGCCUCAGCAGCUGGCACCUGGAACUCGUAAUUCCUUUCCCCCGUCCCCUUGUCGGUGGGCUCGCACAUUGGGCUACGUGUGUGACCCAGACGUUACAUGUAGAAGUUCAAAUGAGGACGAGCAGUGGCGGCACGAGGGCAGGAAGGGGAAGGGGAGGGCUGCCAGGCACAGAGUGCGGUGCAAUGUGUUUUGUUGAGUUAACAAAAGAAUGGACAGAUGUCACAUUGGCUGUGCCAGGUGGUUUACAUAUAUUAGAUCAUACAAUCCACCCCCUUAUGAAGAUAACAUCUCCUUUUAUAAGUGAGAAAAUGGAGGCUCAGAGAGGUGAAGGAAGUUGCCCAAGGGCGCAGAGCCAGGCUUGUCGGAUAUGGGUAUCCACGCUCUUAGCAUCAGUCAGGGGAGGUCACCGAACUGCAAAGGGACAGCCUAGCUGGUGCCAUCAGUGGCCGUGAGAGAGGAGUGCGGGUUUGAAACGUGUCCUGCAGCGGACAGGUGGGAAGGGACGAGAGAGGCUGAAAGCUCAGGCCUCGUUCUUUCCAUGUCCCUAGACUACAACUCUGUGAACUUUCUGAUGAUCAUCGUGAUUUUGCUGGUCAUCCUGCUCCUGGUGGCCCUCACCGGCUUCUGCGUGUGGAAGAGGAAGAGGAAGCAGUCGCAGACGAGCCCAGCGGAACCUCUGACAGUUUAUGAAGACAUCAAGAACACGCAGAGCAGGAGAAAUCAAGAGCAGAGGCAGAACCCCUCUGGAGAAGGAAGCACCAUCUACUCCAUGAUCCAGUCCCAGUCUUCUGCUCCCACAUCACAAGAAGCAAAUACGUUGUACGCAUUGGUACAGCCUUCCCAGAAGUCUGAAUCCAAGAAGAAGAACCAGAGCUCUUCCGUCAGUUAUACUGUCUACGAAGAGGUUGGAAGGAGACCACUCAAAGCCCAGAACCCUGCUCGACUGAGCCGCAGGGAGCUGGAGAACUUCCGCGUGUAUUCCUAGUCCCUGCAGCUGUUGUCUCUUACGUCCCAGCCUUGCUUUGGGCGUCAGCACCGUGGAUGAGACCACAUGAGUCUACGGAAUGGGGCACAGUCUAGGGAGGACAUGGGAGUGUGUGUAUAGUCUAUGUCUUGUCUCGAAAAUGAUUUCUCAUAAGAGCAAGACUGUUAAAUACUAUCUCUGCACUUCUAGACUGGUCGAGGAUGGGCAGAGAGGUUGCCUGUUCAUAAAAGACUGCAAAGCAAGUUUAUCAAGUGCUAUGCAAAUAUAGGGCGUGCUAUUAUUAGCAUCAAGAGCCCUUCCCCUGGUUUCCUAACGUGUUACUCAUCUUUCCUCCUCUCUAAUCUGGAAUGGCCACAUUUCUAGACCCUCCCCUUGCCCAGGCCCAUCUUCCAAAGAGGAAGGAAAGAUCGUGGUGACUCAGAGGAAGAGAAACAGCCCCCCUCUGUGAGAAAGCCUACCUAGCUGUGAGCUGCCAGCAGGGACACAGGCCAAGGGGCCCAGGCCGAGGCUUUACUCAAAUACAGACGAAAAACUCCCCCAGCACGUAGUAAACGUUAAACUCUGGCCACUUGGUCGCAAGGGAGAGCGGGCAGGAGUGAGAGGACAUGGUGCCGUCCUGAGAACUGCACGGUGAGACCAGCUUUGCCCACGGUGUGAUGUAUGAUUUACACACAGACGAUUAGAAUCUACUUAAGCUUCUUCACACAUUCUUCACAGUUCGAAACCAUAGUCUAAGUUCUGAGUCCUGAUGAGUGCUCCCCACGGCAUGUGCUGGAGGAAGGGCUCAGCCGGCUGAGCAGCUGGGAACUAGACAGUCUUCUGGGCUCCGCUCCGUCCUCAGGCCAGACUCUUCCAUGAGGCUGUGGGGACCAGAGUGGAGAGAGACUCUGGAUGAGACCAGGAAGGGGCUGAGUGUGAACUGGAAGAGGUCCUACUCAGAGACCCCAACAGGGGCUAUUGCCUGGUUCUUCAAUUGCCCGGCUCUGUAUUUAAUGUACGAAUUUAAUAUAAAACUAUGCUGUUAUUCAGUGGUGUUCUAAAUGUCUUUUCUGAGUUACAUUUCUGUGUCCCGUCCAUAUUCUGUACUUUUCCUCUCUAUAGCGGCCAAAGGGCACUUGUGUCCAUCAAUAAACACAUGUCUGUUUAAUUCUU